AUGCCUGCGCUUCGAAGCACAAUCGAUCGCCUCGACAAACCAAGCUCAUAUGCGACAGCAAAGAAACGCAGACGCGACCGUAACACACGCGACGACGACCGCGCCCGCUCGCCCUCGCCUGAAGACAAACUCAAAGAUGCAACCACGCUCUACGUAGGCAAUCUCUCCUUCUACACCACCGAAGAGCAGAUCCACGAGCUCUUCUCAAAAUGCGGCGAGAUCAAGCGACUAGUAAUGGGCCUCGAUCGUUUCCAAAAGACACCCUGCGGAUUCUGCUUUGUUGAGUACUACACACAUCAGGAUGCGCUCGACUGCAUGAAGUAUAUUGGUGGUACCAAGUUGGAUGAGCGCGUUAUCAGGACAGAUCUGGACGAGGGUUUUACCGAGGGACGGCAGUAUGGCCGUGGAAAGAGUGGUGGACAGGUGCGCGAUGAGUACCGAGCCGAGUAUGACCCUGGACGCGGUGGUUACGGAAGGGCGGUGGACGAAUACCAUGAGGCGCAGUAG
Messenger RNA from Bipolaris zeicola 26-R-13, 507 nucleotides. RefSeq lists its product as uncharacterized. NCBI's taxonomy places the organism in Eukaryota, Fungi, Ascomycota, Dothideomycetes, Pleosporales, Pleosporaceae. The transcript has 2 exons. Gene Ontology annotation, molecular function: RNA cap binding. Gene Ontology annotation, cellular component: nuclear cap binding complex. Bases 1 to 507 code for a protein of 168 amino acids. The record is from RefSeq and is a predicted model, not a curated record. Gene Ontology annotation, biological process: mRNA cis splicing, via spliceosome.